Messenger RNA from Pundamilia nyererei, 1164 nucleotides. RefSeq names its product mediator complex subunit 19a (gene med19a). Lineage: Eukaryota; Metazoa; Chordata; Actinopteri; Cichliformes; Cichlidae. The transcript is spliced from 6 exons. The coding region runs from base 158 to 898 and encodes 246 amino acids. Gene Ontology annotation, cellular component: mediator complex. The record is from RefSeq and is a predicted model, not a curated record. Gene Ontology annotation, biological process: positive regulation of transcription by RNA polymerase II. Gene Ontology annotation, molecular function: transcription factor binding; transcription coregulator activity.
UUGUUGCCUGCAUUACGUUAAGUGGCCAUGAAAAGAAGUGAGGAGCAGAGCGCUUGACACUCGAAUUCACGGAGAACAGCUUCCUCGCAGAUAGCAGGCCAUAAGCUUGAAGAGCCCGGCAUUUUCUUUCCAUAUAAAUGUAUUAUUCAAGGUAGAUAUGACGGAAAUGUUUUCAACUCUUUUCGGGUCAAAUGAAGCUCAGGGACCACCUGGUUCUUCGUCUCUGGGUUUUGGACCGGGGAAGCCUCCACCGCCUAUGCCGCAAAACCAAGUUGCCAUGGCGGGUCAGAUACCACCGCAGCUCGGGGAUGAAGGGCCUGCUCUACGGAAGCCUGGAGCUAUGAAUGAACCUUUCUAUUUACUGCGGGAGCUGCCUGGUACUGUGGGGAACGAGUUAACGGGAAACACCAACCUCAUCACGCACUACAACCUGGAGCACGCUUACAAUAAGUUCUGCGGGAAGAAGGUGAAGGAGAAGCUCAGCAACUUUCUGCCAGAGUUACCAGGUAUGAUUGACUGUCCGGGCACACAGGACGGCAGCUCAUUACGCUCUCUGAUUGAUAAGCCUCCAGUGUGUGGAAACUCCUUCAGCCCACUGACUGGCGCUCUGCUAACAGGCUUCAGACUACACACAGGACCGCUCCCAGAACAGUACAGACUGAUGCACAUACAGCCUCCAAAGAAGAAGAGCAAGCACAAGCACAAACACCAUCGACCGCAGGAUCCAUUACCACAAGAAACGCCGUCAGACUCUGAUCCCAAGAAAAAGAAGAAAAAGAGAGAUGAUGAUCCUGAUCGCAAGAAAAAGAAGAAAGACAAGAAAAAGAAGAAGAACCGCCACAGUCCAGACCACCCCGGUCUCGCUGGAUCACAACCCAACAGCAACAGCCUCAGAUAGACAGCCCACUGUGUGCAUGCCUGUGUUUGGAUGCGUGACUUUUGUAAGAGGAUGUGUGUGUAUUUUACAAGUAAUUGUAUUAUUAAGAGUAUGUUUAAAGAGAGAAAUAAAUGUAUGGUGUGCGAAAGAGUGAGCUGUGACAGGAUGUGAUGGAAAGAUUGAUUUCAGUACAGUGUAAAAGGCAGAUAAGCUGUGUGGUGCUGUGGAUGACGACGUGUGUGUGUGUGUGUGUGUGUGUCUCUCUCUUUAAAAAUGUUGUAAUAUCU